GUGCGCGUACUCCGAGCAAAGCUAGCCGCCGCCAAGGCCCAGGCCCAAGCAAAGGCUGCAGAGGCCAAAGCACAAGCUGCUGAUGCGGAGGCUGAAGCCAAAGGGGAUGCAGAAGAACAGAAGGAGGCCGAAGACCAAGCGGCCGAAGAGGAGCAGAAGGCGGAGGCUGCGGAAGAUCAGAAGCCAGAGGCAAAGCCCGAAGUCGCUGAAGAUGACAAGGUUGAAGCCGAAGAAGACAAGGAGAAAGCUGCGCAGGAUGAGCCUCGAGAAGAUGAGAAGCAAGAGGUGAACGCCGAAGAGGAGAAGCACAAGGACGAGGCUGCGCAGGUGCCUGAAGCGAAGCAAGAGGAGGAACAGGCCACGCCCGCGACAGCAAAGGACUCCAAGGAGCCCGGUGAGCAACAGCCACCCUGCCAAGAGCAGCCGGACGCCUCGAAGACACAGGAGCUACCGACAGGACUUGCGAGCAUCCUGGGUGAAGGUGAAGCCGCCGGCUUGCCACCGACACCCGCACAGAUCCCUGGCACACCUGUGUUCGCCGGCCUUGUAAAAGCACCCGGCCGCGAAGCGCCGGCUGCCAUUGCAGCCGCGGGCCACGCAGUGCAGCGCGCUUAUGCUGGACCCGUGUCCCGGUGGAUGAUCUCGCUCAGCGUGCCGGCCAUGCAGCACUACGUCUUCAAGCAUCCCCAGGUGGUAGACAUGACGGACCACAAGCUCUGGAAGUACACCGAGUCGUUCGCGGCAAAGGCCGAUCUUGAAACAGUGAAGAUCAGCACCUUCCUGUCCUCGCUGGAGCGGCGCUUCGGGGAACAACUUCAGGAGCGAAAGCCACGUCAGAGCCCGAUCGGGCAAUUAGGUACCAUUCGCAUCCUGAAGACGUGCCUCAACCAGCGAAUGCAGCGGCAGCGGCAGCAGCAGGAGCAACAGCCGGAGCCAGAGCCAGAGGAGGAAGAACCAGCGGAGGCAGCUGAUGGCAAGAAGUCCAAGGUCAAGAAGAAGGCCAAGGCCAAGCCCAAGCCAAAGGUAAAAGGCAUGGAGUGUCAGAAGGAGCGGCGGAUGAUCGAGCCGGCCAGCAAGAAGAAAAAAACCACCCCGGAGGAGGAUCCCGAACACGUCUCUAUCGAGGAGCGGGAUGAUUUGGUCUGGGCCGUCCGUGUCCUGGCACCCUUCGGGAUGACGGAGAUCCCACUGCAUCCGCACCAGGGUGGCGAGCUGGUCGUCAAGCCUCCUGUGGGCCAGGUUGGGAGUUUCGCUCAGCUUGCGGACGUCGCGCUUAUGCCAAGCUCAACCUACCUAUGA
This is a messenger RNA of Symbiodinium natans, 1299 nucleotides long. Lineage: Eukaryota; Dinophyceae; Suessiales; Symbiodiniaceae. The record is from the annotation of a GenBank genome assembly.